This is a messenger RNA of Verticillium nonalfalfae, 1047 nucleotides long. RefSeq lists its product as uncharacterized. The transcript has 3 exons. Lineage: Eukaryota; Fungi; Ascomycota; Sordariomycetes; Glomerellales; Plectosphaerellaceae. Bases 1 to 1047 code for a protein of 348 amino acids. The record is from RefSeq and is a predicted model, not a curated record.
AUGGCACGUCCUACUAAGAAGCAGAUGGAGGAGGCCAAGAAGUCCGCCGCCGCCUCUGCUCCCAUCGUUGCGCCUGCACCUCUCCCCAUCGCCAUUCCUGCCGUCCAGCCUGCUCCCCUUGUCGCUCCCGGCCUGGUUCACCAGCAGCCUCGCCACAUUGACCCCGAGGGCUUCAUUCGCGUUCGCGACUCGGUCCACCAGCGUCUCCUCACCAUCUUGGAGCUCAUCAAGUCGUUCUCUGUCGACUACUACCGCCAGACCAACCUGCUUCUGGGCGAGUCCGCUAAUGAAGGCAUCCCGGGCAUUGAUAUCCCCAUUACCAACCUUGAGCAUGCCGCCCAGCACCUCGUUGGCAUCAACGGCCUGAUGCAGGCGGGCCCUGAGUAUGGCGCCCCCAUCGUUGAGGAGAAGAAGGAGCGCAAGAAGCGCACCCACGACCCCAAUGCCCCCAAGCGCCCCCUGACUCCCUACUUCCUGUACAUGCAAACUGCUCGUCCCAUCAUCGCCAGCGAUCUUGGCACCGACGCCCCCAAGGGUGCUGUCCAGGAAGAGGGCCAGCGUCGCUGGAAGGCCAUGGGCCAGCAGGAGAAGAGCGGUUGGAACAACGCCUACCAGUACAACCUUCGUCUGUACCAGGCCCGCGUUCACUCGUACAAGGCUGGUAACGUCGACGCUCGCGUCAUGAACGACGACGAUGCUCUGGUCUACGCGGACAACAACGACAUCCCUCUGCCUCACGUUGACGGCGAGGCUGUUGCCGAUGACCAAGACGCCAUUGCCCAGCAGCUCCAGCAGGCUGCCCCUGUGGCCCAGGCGUCUGAGGAAGAGGCCUCGGAGGAGGAGACGCCUGCGCCUUCCAAGACGCCGAAGAAGGCUGCCAGCCGCAAGCGCAAGUCGGAUGCCGCUGACGUCGAGCCCAAGUCCACGCCUGCUGCUGCCACGCCUGCCGAUAAGAAGAGGCGUCGUGUGAGCAAGGCCGUUGACACAGAGACCAAGGACGAGCCCACGGCGACGAAGAAGAGCCGAGGCAAGAAGGCUAAGAACUGA